Ictalurus punctatus (channel catfish) is the source of this 2347-nucleotide messenger RNA. RefSeq names its product tripartite motif-containing protein 16-like. The transcript is spliced from 7 exons. Gene Ontology annotation, molecular function: protein binding. NCBI's taxonomy places the organism in Eukaryota, Metazoa, Chordata, Actinopteri, Siluriformes, Ictaluridae. Bases 513 to 1436 code for a protein of 307 amino acids. The record is from RefSeq and is a predicted model, not a curated record.
GCUACAUUGGUCUUUCACUCUGCACCACAAAGGACAAACCGCCUGCGUGUUAACACGGACUUCAGGGUGAAACUUUCCUCGAGCGUCCUUCGGUUUGCUUUUUGUCCAGAAAAGCUGAAAAGACUCACGCAGCCCACCCAGGGACACCAAAUUGUCGUGGAAAUUAGACAACACCCGCAAACUCGUCCUCUGAAGUCAGUGGUAAGGCUGCAUAUGUCUUUCACUCUGCACCACAAAGGACAAACCGCCUGCGUGUUAACACGGACUUCAGGGUGAAACUUUCCUCGAGCGUCCUCGGGUUUGCUUUUUGUCUAGAAAAGCUGAAAAGACUCACGCAGCCCACCCAGGGACACCAAAUUGUCGUGGAAAUUAGACAACACCCGCAAACUCGUCCUCUGAAGCAGAGAAUCCAGGAGAAGCAGAAGAAGGUGCAGGAGCUGUAACAGGCUGUGAACACUAUAAAGCUCAGUGCACAGACAGCAGUGGAGGACAGUAAGAGGAUCUUUACUGAGAUGAUCAGCUCCACGGAGAAGAUGCACUCAGAGGUGACGGAGCUGAUCAGCACUCAGGAGAAGGCUGAACUGAGUCGAGCUGAACGACUCCUGGAGCAACUGGAGCAGGAGAUCACUGACCUUCAGAGGAGAGUCACUGAGCUGGAGCAGCUUUCACACACAGAUGAUCACCUCCACUUCCUCCAGGAAAUAAAGUCUGAUCUCCGUGAGUACUCACGCAGCAUCACUGUCAAUCAACAUCUCUCAUUUGAUGGAGUGAGGAAAUCUCUCUCUGAUCUGAAAAAGAGACUCGAGGAAUUCUACCAGGAGGAAUUCAUCAAAAUAUCAGAACAUGCUGCAGCAGUUCAGAACAUUUUACCGUCAGAACCAAAGAACAGAGAAGAUUUUCUGCAGUAUUUCUGUGAUCUGACUCUGGAUCCCAACUCAGCAUAUUAUCACCUCAUUCUGUCUGAGACGAAGAGAGAAGUGAUGUACAGUGAGAGAAGGCAGAACUACUUUGAUCUUCCAGAGAGAUUUGACAACAGGCCUCAGGUGUUGAGUAAGGAGAGUGUGGGUGGACGCUGUUACUGGGAGGUGGAGAGGCGCCGUGAUGGUGUGGACAUAUCAGUGUCAUAUAAAGACAUCAGCAGGAAAGGAAGGGGUAAUGAGUGUAAGUUUGGAGCCAAUAGUCAGUCCUGGAGUCUGCAGUGUUCUUGUUUAUAUUCCCUCACUUUCUUUCACAACAACAUUGAGACUGAUCUCGGAGUUCCAGCACCCUCCAGAAUAGGAGUGUAUGUGGAUCACAUUGCAGGAACUCUGUCCUUCUACAGCGUCUCUGACCCGAUGACGCUCCUCCACAGAGUCUGCACCACAUUCACGCAGCCUCUAUACGCUGGGUUCGCGCUCCACUGGUUGUUUGAUACUGUGAGAUUUUGUGAACCAUAAGUAUGUGUGUAGUGUUUUAUGUAUAAUUCAAUGCGUUUCCGUUCUACACACGUUUCUGAUUUAAACACACACACUCUCAAACUGACAUACACACAAACACACACAAAUUCACACAGAAAACAAACACGCACAAACGCUCACAAGCACAGACACAAAAAACACAAACUCAGACACACACACAGAAACACAAACACACUCGGACACGCACACAAAAGCAUAGACACAAAAACAAAGAAACACACACAUGAAUACAAGCGCCCUCACAAACAAACACAAAAACGCGCUCACACACACACUGUCUCACUCUCCACAUAAAUAUAUCAUAUAAAUAUAUAUAAGCUCCUCCACAGAGAUCACACCACAUUCAAUCAGCCUCUAUACGCUGGGUUUAUGCUCAACUGUUACGGAUCAACACUUGAGAUUGUGAUCCAAAAUAAACUGGUGGUGUUUUUUUACUUUUCAUAUGUUAAUAUGUUCAUACUUUUCAUUGUUUCUGAAUAUAUGUUGUAUUAAAAAUAAUACAGUUGAGUAUGAUUCUUUUAAUUUCAAAUGUCCAUCUGCACUGCAUCCAGUCUAGCAUACAUGCACCAAGUGUAAAAUAUCAUUAAAAUAUGAAAUCCUUUAUGUUUGAGCUUCUCAUCUAAAAUGGCAUUUGUAGAUAAUUUUUUUGUAUAACAAGCCAUUAUACAGAUCACAUGACUAAAAAGUUUACAGUGUUUGUUUCAUCCCACUAAACUGUAUAAAUGUUUUCUUCAGUCCAUCGCUCUGCAUUGCAGAUUUAUCCACUAUAUUUGUUUACAUUAAUCUGAUUGUGUGUGUGUGUCACAGUGCUUGAUCAUUAAUCAUUACAUUCUGAAUUUCUACAGCAAAUAAAAGAUACUAGGAGAUAUCGCUGUUCACAACAAAUUUAU